Molecule: messenger RNA, 2557 nt
Organism: Sphaerodactylus townsendi
Lineage: Eukaryota; Metazoa; Chordata; Lepidosauria; Squamata; Sphaerodactylidae
Gene: AQP6
Product: aquaporin 6
Exons: 4
Coding region: 37-849 (270 amino acids)
Biological process (GO): transmembrane transport
Cellular component (GO): apical plasma membrane; plasma membrane
Molecular function (GO): nitrate transmembrane transporter activity; water channel activity
Source: RefSeq, a predicted model, not a curated record
UUGGAGAUGUUCUCACACUCCUGAGCUCUUGGCAAGAUGUGGAAGGAACUGUGCACGGUGUCCUUUUAUCGGGCUGUCUUCACUGAGUUCCUGGUCACGGCUAUCUACGUUUUCUUUGGCGUGGGCUCCACACUCCCCUGGCCGGUGAACACCCCCUCCAUCCUUCAGAUCGCCAUCACUUUCAACUUGGCUGCAGCCACCGCUGUCCAGAUUGCGUGGCACUCAAGCGGGGCUCACGUCAACCCAGCGGUGACCGUGGCCUUCCUGUUGAGCUCUCGCGUUUCGUUGGCCAAGGCUGCCUGCUACGUGGCUGCCCAGCUGGUGGGAGGCAUUGCCGGUGCUGCCACACUUUACGGUGUGACUCCUGGGAAUAUUCGAGGAAAUUUAGGCAUUAAUACGCUGCAAAACAACGUCACCUCUGGACAAGCAGUGGGAGUGGAGAUCAUUUUGACCCUCCAGAUGGUCCUCUGCUAUUUUGCCUCCACUGACAGCCUCCGAAGUACUGGCUCUCCAGCUAUCAUGAUUGGCAUCUCGGUUUCAUUAGGACACGUAGUUGGGAGAUACUUCACCAGCUGUUCCAUGAAUCCAGCUAGAUCUUUUGGUCCUGCAGUCAUAGUCCAGCGCUUUCCUGACCAUUGGGUAUUUUGGGUGGGGCCCUUAGCAGGUGCGAUCGUGGCAUCUCUGCUUUAUAACUUCGUUAUUUACCAUGACCCAAAGAGCUUUACACAGAGACUAGCUAUUCUCAAGGGCAGCUAUGAUAUAGAACGCUUGGAGAAAGAUGGGAACAAGAAGAUUGAAUCAAUAUCAAUAUCACUGCCCAACAAUAUCACUACAGUAGAAAGACUGUAGGCGCCUAGAACCCUGUGUAAAAGGGCACUGAUGGCCCCUUCUGUUGUCACCAAAGGCUCAAACGAGAGACUAAAACUUAUAGGCGGAUUAUUCCAUCCAUGGCCACUAGAGGGCUCCAAGUGCCUUUCUCUGGACUCUCACAAUAGCGGAUGCAUCUUCUGAUAUAUCUGCAUUGACAUGUUCCAGAUCUUCAAAGAGACUUUGAGCAAGAGAGACAGAGGCUAGCAGGAGCAGCUGAUACUUGGUGCCAUAUUGCUGAAGGAGGUCUGACACCUCUUAUGGAGUUGAAAGGGCAGAGGGCAGCAGUUUGGAGGGCCACGACUUCUUUCCCAAGGAGAAUGUGAACUGCUGCUAAGAGUGACAAUGAUCAUGUACAGCAGCUGUGUCAAGGCUCAAUCCUGCAUUCAUAAAUGCAGAACAUCCAGAGUGUAAAUAGUAAAUACUAAUAGGAAAGGAUCGGCUGCUGAUGGUUCUUUCACAGGCAAAUGGGUCAUUUCACCAGUGCAAUGUCACAAUUCUGUAUAAAUCCCUGCUAACCCAUACAGUACAAAGUCAUAAGCAAGGCUCUCGGAUGGUCUGAUGUGACAGCUUCAUUGGCACUGUCAUCUGCCCCCCCUCGCCCCCCAUGUUCCUGAUUAAAAACCCAAUGUACUUCCAGAAGGAGCUUUUCUCAGUGGAAUAGCAUGACUCAUCCCAGCAGCGGAGCGUGGGGUGGGGUGGGGUGGGGUGUCAUUCCCGAGUUUAAACCUUUGCUGCGUGCAACACAGAAGAACUGAAGAAGGAGCCUCUGCUGGAUCUCCUCUUCAACUCAGUAAAAGACACCCCCCCCCCCUUGCAUGCAGAGUCUUGAUCUCGGCAUCAUCUAAAUUUAUGACUUGAGCAACCAAAGGAUUUUGUGACUGUCCUUCCCUCCAAGUUCCCACUUAAUGACAACCUGAGCACAGAAAAGAACAUGCAUUUGAUGACAUAAUGGUGUGAAGAGAGUGACAACUACCCAGGCGUAGAAGGGUAAUAGGAAAAUCUUCAUGGAGGGUCAGACCUAUCAUCAGUCAAGAUGCCAAAUUCAAGGAUACCGUCAUGCUCUUGGGUUGUACUAAGAAAUGGUUCCUGGAUCAGAGUGGACUGCUGAGUGAUCUCUAUUGAGUGGAAAUGGGCUGCAAUUUGGAACUAGGCUGAAGGGGGCAGUCAAAGCCAGGCCAUUCUCCCCUCCCCAACUGGAGUACCAUCACUCCAAUGAUGUCCAUGAUUUGUGUUUCUUUCCUUGUUUUGCUCCUAUAAAUGAAUGGCUGCCAUUCACUCCUAUGGAAGGGGGAAUGAAAUUGAAAUACUGCCAUUCAGGACAAUGCUGCCUCCUAAUCAGGGGUUGCGGUCAGAAAGACAAUAAUCACUGGAACGCUUAGACCAAUGGAUGAUUUGCAUGAGAAUAACGAGUGUCUUACGAAAUCCAUACAAAAGUUUCACCAUCAUAUGUUCAUAGAUUGUGUAUAGAUUCCAAGAAGUUCAGAGCCACACUGUUAAAGCACAGAUGGGGAUUAAAUCUGAAAUAAAUGUGUUUCCCUUUGGACAAAAUCAGUCCUAAUACACACUGGAUGAGAUUCUAAGAUGCCCAGUGCUUGAAAGUUACCAUCUGACAACCAGUAUUUGGGAUUUGAUAAUUUUGCAUUGAUAUUUGACUGCCACGCAUACAGUACAAUCCCAAAGAGUGUUU